Daphnia carinata is the source of this 3488-nucleotide messenger RNA. Its product is annotated as plectin-like. The record is from RefSeq and is a predicted model, not a curated record. The transcript has 6 exons. Bases 175 to 3369 code for a protein of 1064 amino acids. Lineage: Eukaryota; Metazoa; Arthropoda; Branchiopoda; Diplostraca; Daphniidae.
UCACAGUGAACAUCGAUCUACCAACGUCGAUGAUUGUCGAAGGGUAUAUAUAAGGCCUCUCGAACGUUACACGCUUUAUUCUCAGUCUUUCAGCGAUCUAUCGACAAGUGAACAGACAAGAACGUCAAAGGAAACUCAUCUAAGCGAGAAAGAAGAACGCGCAAUAUCAGGACCAUGGCUGACGUAGUGGAUCUCAUCGAUAUCUUGGUUCGAAUUAAAAGGCGACGUCGUAUCGAUGUUGCGCUAGUCCUUUGUUUGUGUCUCCUGGCGGCUGCCGCGAUUGAACCGCCUCUAACCGCCGACGAGAAGUCACAAGAACAAGAAGCAAAGGAAAGAUCAUUCGCCACCGACAUUCACAGUCCAUCACCUCCAUCUGGCUCGUUCCUGGAAAAAGCGAAAGAAUCGGCAGCCGAAAUGGUUGAACGGGUAGAAAGAGCCUUAAAAGAAACAGCGGCCACAGUCAAGAGUAGCAUCAGUGACCGUAUGCCAGAGGAGAAACACGAAAUUAAACCUCCACAAGAAUCGCUUUACGGCCAAGUUAAAGAAUCAGCAUCCGAUACAGCGGAACGGAUCAAGAGAGCCGUUGGCGCUGGCGAACAACCCGAAGAAAUAGCUGAAAAGCCAGAAUCUUUAUUACAUCGAGCUAAAGAUUGGAUAACUGGAACGACGCAUGAAACGGCCGAACAAGUCCAACAGCAAAUGCCACAACAACCUGAUAAGUCGACUUUACAGCAAGCUAAAGAUGCCACGGUUGAUUCUGCCCAACGCGCUAAAGAUGCAACGAUGGAUGCCGCCCAACGCGCCAGAGAGGCUACCAUGGAUGCCGCCCAACGCGCUAGAGAGGCUACCAUGGAUACCGCACAACGCGCAAGAGAUGCAACGAUCGAAUCUGCCCAACAAGCUCGAGAUGCUGCGUCCGGAGCGGCUCAUCGUGUUCAAGAAGGAAUUCAGAACGUGGGUAGCCAAGCCAGCGAUACCUUGGGGUCAGCUUAUGAACGGGCAAAGAAUUUAGUUUCGCAAAAUGCUGACCAGGCGCAGGAACAAGCACAGCAAGUCAAACAACAAGCGGAAGAAGCUGCACAACAAGGACAACAAGAAGGCGGAUCAUUCUUCCAGCGGGCUAAAGAAUGGGUGGCAGGCAGCGCUCACGAAGGAGCUGAAAAGGUGGAACAAAUGAAAGAGCCUUCCACUUUCGAACAAGGAAGAGAUGCUACUAUGGAUGCUGCCCAGCGCGCAAAGGAAGCCACGCUAGACACUGCUCAUCAGGCUCAAGAGGCUGCCUCUCGAGCGGCCAGACAAGUUAAAGAAGGAUUUCAAGAUGCUGGAAAUAGGGCCGGCGAGGCUGUUGAAUCAGCCUACGAUCGUGCAAAGAAUUUAGUUUAUCAAACGGGCGAUCAAGCUCAAGAACAGGCCCAGCGAGCUAAACAACAAGCAGAAGAAGCUGCUGGCCAAGGAAAAGAGCAAGCUGGAUCUAUCUUGCAACGAGCCAAGGAAUGGGUAACGGGUACAAGCCAGCAGGCUCAAGAUAUGGCACAACAAGCUAAAGAUACGGCGUCAGAGAGUGCCCAGCAAGCUAGAGAGAAAGCAGAAGAGGCGGCCAAACAAGCCGAGGAGCAAUCAGGAUCCUUUGUGGAGAGGGCAAAAGAUUGGCUAUCUGGAACGAGCGAUGAGGUUAAAAGCCAAGCUCAAGAUACUGGAGAAUCCAUGUCUGAUACGGCCCAGCAAGCUAAAGAAUCAAUUUCGGAUGCUGCACAUCGAGGAAAAGAAGGAGCUCAAAAUGUUGGAGAACAAGGAGCUGAGCAAGCUGGAUCCGUGUUCCAACGGGCCAAGGAAUGGGUAACAGGAACGGGACAUCAGGCUCAAGAUAUGGCCCAGCAAGCAAAAGAUACCGCCAGUGGAACUGCCCGGGACACUAAAGAACAGGCCGAAGAGCUCGCAAGAGGAGCACAGGAGCAAACAGGAUCUUUGGUUGAUAAAGCCAAAGAAUGGUUAUCAGGAAGUGGUGAACAGGCGAAAGAGAAAGCACAUGAGGCCGGCGAAUCCAUUUCUGAUACGGCCCAACAAGCAAGAGAUUCAGCGUCGGGGGCAGUUCGUCAAACGAGAGAAACAGCCGAAGACAUUGGCAACAGAGGAACAGAACAGGCGGGAUCGAUUUUGCAAAGAGCUAAAGAAUGGAUCUCUGGAACUGGGGAGCAAAUCAAAGACACUGCUCAUCAAGCUGGAGAAAAAGCAUCGGAUACAGCCGAACAAGUUCAAGACGCUGGUGAGCGAGCAAGCCGAAAAAUGCAAGAAGGAGUGCAGAAGGUGGUAGCUCCAGGUAAAGAACAUAUUGAAACUCUAUACCAACGAACGAAAGAAGGGGCUUCUGAUGCUGGUACAGAAGCCAUGAGAAAGGCUCAACAAGCUAAUCAGAUGGCUAUGGACACGGUCUGGAACUUGAAGGGAGCAACAGAGGAGACAGGAAGCAGAGGUGCAGAGGAAGUUGGUUCUUUCUUGAAACGGGCCAAGGAUUGGGUUGUUGGAAGCGGAGAACAGGCAAAAGAAAAAGCACAAGAGGCAGCUGGAACUGUUGGCGAUACAGCCCACCAGGUGAAGGAACAAAGUCAAGAUGCUGCACAACGUGGAAAGGAAAAUGCGGAAUCGCUUUUGGAACGAGCUAAACAUUGGGUUUCUGGAAGUGGAGAACAAGCAAAAGAAACGGCCCAACAGGCUCGUGAUUCAGCUGCAGAUGCUGCACGACGAGCACAAGAAUCGGUGUCCAGCACUGGUCAGCAAGCGAAGGAUAAGAUAUCGGGAGCAGCUGAACAAGGCAAAGCUUACGUUGAUCCUGUCUAUGAGAAAGCAAAAGAAUGGUUAACUGGCACAAAAGAGUCAGCAGAGGAAACUGCUCAACAGGCUCGAGACAAAGCUUCAGAAAAGUACGACCAAACUGGCGAAGCUAUCAAAGACAGAUCGGCUCAAAUGGGAGAAAAGACUCAAGAAAAGAUGGGCCAAGCUAAAGAGACGAGUGCUGGAGUUGUUCACAAGUUAGGUGAUGCCAUACACGAUUUGAGGCACACCAUCAUGGAGAAACUUCACAUCGAGAAACCUCAUCACGAAGAAGGUUCUGUAACGGAAAACGAACCUAGAAAACAAAGUGGAGGACUCAAUAUUCUACCUGUCGCUGAUGCAACAUUGGAACAACAACCUAAAGCCAGCCGGUCAAAGGAAGACAUUCCGUCUAGUGAUGAAACACAGUCGUCUACCUUCUCCAAGUUAACAAAGCGUCUGAGCGCAUACUUGGGAUCUCAUGAGAACAUAGAUAAUUUCCAGCCGGACGAAGAUGCUUUAUCAGAUCCCACACAAAUAGAGGAUCGAGUGGCCAUAUAAAUUCUCUCUUCGAUAAAUCGAUGAUCAGUUUCCCGAACAAAACUCCAUUUAGUGUGUAGUUCAUAUUUUAAAAACAGAUAUGUCAUCUUAAGUGAAAAGGAAAAAAAUUAAUAAAAAAA